Messenger RNA from Gloeophyllum trabeum ATCC 11539, 1758 nucleotides. RefSeq lists its product as uncharacterized. The record is from RefSeq and is a predicted model, not a curated record. Lineage: Eukaryota; Fungi; Basidiomycota; Agaricomycetes; Gloeophyllales; Gloeophyllaceae. Bases 1 to 1758 code for a protein of 585 amino acids. The transcript has 6 exons.
AUGUCUGCCUAUACGCAGUCUAUUCCUUCUCCGUCAUGGCCGUCCGACGCUGAUUUCCCGUCCGACGACGAGCUUUGGAACUACUCAGACGAUGGGUCCGAGCAUGAUCCGUUGGAUCCGAUCUGGCCAGGCCUCGAGGCCCUCAUCGCUAUUCAUGAGCCCCCGGCUCUCAACGAUGACGACGACCACACAUCUUAUUAUGACCCUAGCUCUGACCACGUCGUCGACGAUGGUGACGAUGUCACUGGUGAUGAGGAGGGCGAGGAGGAGGAAGAGCAUGGAGAGGGCGAUGUCGAGCAGGACACACAUGAGCCUUUCGACGUCGAGAGUGGAGAACACCCACUCGAAUACCUGGACGAAGGCGCUGAUAUCUCUGAUAAUGAGGAGAGCGAGGAGGAGGUGGCAGGUGGAGAGGGAGAUAUCGAGGAGCACGUACAUGAGCCGUUCCACUCACAGAAUGGAGAAUACCCGCUCGGGUAUUUGGACGACUUCGAGAUUUCUAGAUUGGUAGAAGACGGAACGGCGGGUGAUGAAGGAGAUGAAGAGGACGGCUCCCUGGAGCAAAGGGAACCUGUUGACGAGGAGGACGAUGACAGCUAUGAGACCGCAUCGGAGCAUAGCGAACACGUAAUAUUUGAGGGCGAAGUUAAAGAGAACGACAACCCUGUCGCACUUGGUGGCCUCUCUCCCACUGACUGGGAGUACGUAGCUCCUCGAUACUCGUCGAGUGGUAGGCGUAUAACUCCUACUGCCCGAUACAUGGUUUCCGUGGAGCGCAAGGGCAAAGCGAAGAAUAUCCAAGCAGCCAUCGUGGAGGAAGGCGAGGACGAUGACGACCAAGAGUGGGAGAAGGCGCCGAAGAAAGGCAAAAGCAAAGGGAAGGGUAAGGCCUCGAGUGCCCCUUCGGCAGGGAUAGCUCGCUCCACAAGGAGCAGGAAGGGGGAUGGGGUACGAUUGAAGGCCGUGCUGGGCGAGUCUGUCCAACAGGCGACGAGAGAGCCAUGCCCUGCAACGCGCCCCACAAAUCGCGUCCCUGAGGCAAAUAAUGAUCUGAGUGGUUCGCGUCCGGCACAAAUCAUCCUUAAAGUCCCCAAUCGCAAGCGGAAGGCAGAUAACGAUCCCGAGGAUGUCUUAGAGGACGGACCAGAAGGUAACAUGGAGGAAGGCUCCGGGGACGAAGACCUCGACGGCGGUGUGCAGUCAGCCGAAGCUGAUGGCCCAGUCCGCCACGUCGUUUGCCAGUGGGAGGGUUGCCGAUUGCAUAUCCCGAUCACCAACACAAAAGAUUCCAGAAAAGACGUCAGGACGCACCUGGCGUCCCAUGAUGGAAGGCUCGGUGGGGAAGGCGACUCCGAGGACGCGGAAGGCUCGAAGAAGACUAGGAGGGCUACUUGCAAGGACACGGGGUUGUAUCGAUGCCUCUGGCAUGGAUGCUCUGUUCCUCCUAUGGCGCUGGGGAGCAUUGUGCGGCAUGUGACCUUCACUCAUUGCAAGGUCAAGUGUUUCUGCCCUAUCUGCGGAAAGGGCCUCUCCAGAAACGACGCGCGCAAGCGUCAUAUCAAAUCUCAGCAUCAGGACCCUCCGGAUGCGACAGCCCGAGACGGGCAACCAUCAGAACACGACCCACUUCUAGAGGCCAUUCCUCCAGAGCGCGAGACAGGUCGAGAUGCUUUAGACGAGCGUGUGGCUGGCCCUUCUCGUCUGUCGCAGCCGAAGAGAGGCUCCUCCAGACAGUCGAAGAGGGCGAGGAGACACUGA